AUGUUCUUGAUGAACAGAUUCUUCGACGGGUUGUUCUUCACCUACGGACUGGACGUGAUCAUGUUCGCCGAGUGGGACCAAGAAGACCGUCUGGAUCCCAUGAUCUACGUCUUUCCCCGGAUGACCAAGUGCAGUUUCCGCAUGUUUGGCCGAUCCGGGGAAGUGGAGCAGCACGACUCACUCUGCAUCCUUCCGCUCAACAUAGUCAACGAGAAGAUCUACAUCUUCCUCUGGUUCUGGUUCCUCAUGUUGGGCUUGCUCAGUUUCGGCGUCGUCGUGUAUCGACUCGUCAUCAUCCUGAGUCCCCGCAUGCGGGCCUACUUGCUGAGCCUCAGGUUCCGACUCAUCAACAGAGAGGUCGUUCACACGCUGGUGCGGAAAAGCAAGAUGGGCGACUGGUUCUUGUUCUACAUGUUGGGCCAGAACAUCGACACGCUGAUUUUCAGGGACAUCAUGCACGACCUGGCCAAGCGCAUCGGGCAUCCCAGCAGCGGUUCCAAGGAAUACGGAGAGCCUUGA
Messenger RNA from Notodromas monacha, 519 nucleotides. NCBI's taxonomy places the organism in Eukaryota, Metazoa, Arthropoda, Ostracoda, Podocopida, Cyprididae. The record is from the annotation of a GenBank genome assembly.